Erinaceus europaeus (western European hedgehog) is the source of this 773-nucleotide messenger RNA. Its product is annotated as trehalase-like. Bases 1 to 714 code for a protein of 237 amino acids. The transcript is spliced from 6 exons. Gene Ontology annotation, molecular function: alpha,alpha-trehalase activity. Gene Ontology annotation, biological process: trehalose catabolic process. NCBI's taxonomy places the organism in Eukaryota, Metazoa, Chordata, Mammalia, Eulipotyphla, Erinaceidae. The record is from RefSeq and is a predicted model, not a curated record.
AUGCUCGAGUGUGCAGGCCUGCGGGCUAUGGCCAAGGGAUCCACCCAGCCUUGGUUUAUGCCUGAUAUGCAGACUAGUGGCCAAAUGCCAGAAACCACUCUUAUUGACUGGUUUCAUCUGGAAGUUCUGGCCAGCCUAGAGAGCAAGAUUUCCUGGACCUUUGAGAGGCGCAGGCAGAGCAUCAUUUACUUCCUGCUGGGCAAAAACCCCAACUCACUUAGCAGCAUCCGAACAAGCAAACUGGUGCCUGUGGACCUCAAUGCCUUCCUCUGCCAGGCCGAGGGACUGAUGAGUGACUUCUCCAGGCUAGGAAUCCACAUUCCCCCAGGGAAUGAAGCCCAAGCUGCUAAGUACAGAGCCUUGCGGGCACAGCGCAUGGCUGCCAUGCAGGCUAUCCUGUGGGAUGAGAAGAAAGGCGCCUGGUUCGACUAUGACCUUGAAAAGAAAGAGAAGAACCCAGAGUUUUAUCCAACCAACCUCACUCCUCUCUGGGCCAGCUGCUUCUCAGAUGAGACUGUGGCAGACAAGGCUCUGAAGUACCUGGAGGACAGCCAGAUCCUGACCUACAAGUUUGGCAUCCCAUCCUCUCUCCGUAACACAGGCCAGCAGUGGGACUUCCCCAAUGCCUGGGCCCCCCUGCAGGACCUGGUCAUCAGAGGUAGGAAGAGUCAAACUCCUGGGUGUGAAGGGUCAGUCUCCCUGGCUCUGGAGUGAAGGGUAUGAGCAAAAGGUACAGGGGCCUUUUGUUGACUCCUUGGUUCUCUCAGCCUCCC